Messenger RNA from Salvelinus fontinalis (brook trout), 1512 nucleotides. RefSeq names its product synaptotagmin-2-like. The record is from RefSeq and is a predicted model, not a curated record. NCBI's taxonomy places the organism in Eukaryota, Metazoa, Chordata, Actinopteri, Salmoniformes, Salmonidae. Gene Ontology annotation, cellular component: dense core granule; synaptic vesicle membrane; axon. The coding region runs from base 1 to 1221 and encodes 406 amino acids. The transcript is spliced from 8 exons. Gene Ontology annotation, biological process: calcium ion-regulated exocytosis of neurotransmitter; synaptic vesicle endocytosis; regulation of calcium ion-dependent exocytosis. Gene Ontology annotation, molecular function: calcium ion binding; clathrin binding; phosphatidylserine binding.
AUGCGAUUGGCCAGUGUGCAAGCGCGGCCCCGUCGGGUGGCUGAGGAGAGAGAAGAGCCGCCCCCAGGCCCCGCCCCUCUCUCCACUCAUCACUCUGACCACCAAUUCAAGAAUAUGAAGAGCAAGUUCUUCAACGAACUCACCCACAUGCCAAUGCCCAUGUGGGCAAUAGGAGCCAUAGUGGUGGUGGUGCUGGCUCUGGUGGCCUGUCUAGGUUUCUGUAUCUGGAAGAAGAGUAUCAACAAGGGCAAGAAGCCCAAGAAAGCACGCGAGAGGAAAGGAGGCCGAGGCAGAAGAAAGAAGGAGGGAGCCGGAGAAGGAGAGGAGGGCAAGGAAGGAGAGGGUAAGGAAGGAGAGGAGGAGGAAAAAGAGAAUUUCGGAAAACUGGAGUUCACCCUGGACUACAACUUCACUGACAACCAGCUGAUCGUGGGUAUCCUGCAGGCUGAAAACCUGCCAGCCAUGGACAUGGGCGGCACCUCAGACCCCUAUGUCAAGGUCUACAUGCUGCCAGACAAGAAGAAGAAGUUUGAGACCAAAGUCCAGCGCAAGAAUCUCUGCCCCGUGUUCAAUGAAACCUUCAUCUUCAAGAUCCCCUACCAGGAGCUGGGGGGUCAGACUUUGGUCCUACAGGUUUUUGACUUUGAUCGCUUUGGUAAACACGACGUGAUUGGACAGAUCUCCAUCCCUAUGAACAGUGUGGACCUGGCUCAGCCACUCCACGAAUGGAGGGAUCUGGUAGGAGGAGAGAAAGAGGAGGUAGAGAAGCUAGGAGACAUCUGUAUCUCUCUGCGCUACGUCCCCACGGCCGGUAAACUGACCAUCAACAUCAUGGAGGCCAAGCACCUGAAGGCGAUGGACUGCGGAGGCUUGUCAGAUCCCUUCGUUAAAGUGGUGCUGCAGCACCAAGGCAAGCGGCUGAAGAAGAAGAAGACAACAGUCAAACAGAACACUCUGAACCCCUACUUCAACGAAAGCUUCAGCUUCGAGAUUCCCUUUGGCCAAAUACAGAAAGUCCAAGUGUUGAUCACAGUGUACGAUUACGACAAGCUGGGCAGCAACGACGCCAUCGGGAAGGUUUGGAUCGGCUUCGGUGCUUCAGGGGUGGGCCUUCGCCAUUGGUCAGACAUGCUGGCCAAUCCAAGACGUCCCGUGGCCCAGUGGCACGCCCUGUGUCCUGAGGAGGAGGUGGAUGAGGCCCUGAAGAAACCCAUCCGCUAAACGUUCACUGACACGUCACUGAACAUUCUUGUACAUGUUAAAACAAACAACAUAAGACCUGAAAACUACACAACAGUGGAUAAGCUUCACCCAAAAGACCACAAUAGUGCUGAUCAUGACAUUACGCACUACUGACAGUAGAAACUCAAAGAAAGCAAAUUUAACUACCACUCAAACACUACAACCCACCUGAUAUUUCUGAUAAUUUUUUGGGGGUACUCUCUCCUUCCUUAUUAUUCUCCAUAGAAAAUCAAAAGAAUGAACUUUUUUUUUGCGUAUUAACUAAUUCUA